Messenger RNA from Metschnikowia bicuspidata var. bicuspidata NRRL YB-4993, 1564 nucleotides. RefSeq lists its product as uncharacterized. The transcript has a single exon. NCBI's taxonomy places the organism in Eukaryota, Fungi, Ascomycota, Pichiomycetes, Serinales, Metschnikowiaceae. Bases 362 to 1351 code for a protein of 329 amino acids. The record is from RefSeq and is a predicted model, not a curated record.
GGUGGCGUUUGCCGAGGACUCGGGCGACUCCGACGAGGCGCCCGAGUCGAAGAAGGACCAGUAGGCGCGGCGCGGGCGCAGCCGUUUAUGGGCGCGGGGCGGCCGGGACCUGGUGCCGGGGCGUGGGAAGAAGGCCCGACAAGACGCGUGCGUGAGGCCGGGGCGAGAGCGCCGGUGGAAGGAUGUGCCGGGCUCGCCGUGGCACGUGUGGAUUUGUACACACGACAGUUGUUGUUUGUUCAGACGGGAGGUGGGCCGGCGGCGACAUGGCGUAUAUAUGGCAGAUACACAUCUCUCCCACCUGGUGGCAGUCAUCUGAAGCAGAAGGGCGUGGCUGCACGCAUGUACGAGCACCGCCCACAUGUCCUGGUCUGCCGGGGCGUUCGGCGGGAUUCGUCCUAUGGCUCCGUGGAUCUGGGUGGUCCUGAAUGGCUCCGAAAGGGCACCGGCAGACUCGGGUGCAGUUCCACACACCCGGGUGUGGCGGCACAGCACUAGUAGCCAAGCGUUGGUAUUGCCUAUAUACCCAUGCCUAUAUAUCAUGCCUAUAUCCAUGCCUAUAUAUCCAUGCCUAUGUACCCAUGCCUAUAUAUCAUGCCUAUAUCCAUGCCUAUAUAUACAUGCCUAUGUACCCUUGCCUAUAUAUCCACGCCUAUGUACCCUUGCCUAUAUAUCCAUGCCUAUGUACCCUUGCCUAUAUAUCCACGCCUAUAUAUCCACGCCUAUAUAUCCUUGCCUAUAUAUCCACGCCUAUAUAUCCUUGCCUAUAUAUCCAUGCCUAUAUAUCCACGCCUAUAUAUCCAUGCCUAUAUCCAUGCCUAUAUAUCCAUGCCUAUGUACCCAUGCCUAUAUAUCCACGCCUAUGUACCCAUGCCUAUAUAUCCACGCCUAUAUAUCCUUGCCUAUAUCCAUGCCUAUAUAUCCAUGCCUAUGUACCCAUGCCUAUAUAUCCACGCCUAUAUAUCCACGCCUAUAUAUCCACGCCUAUAUAUCCACGACUAUAUAUCCUUGCCUAUAUCCAUGCCUAUAUAUCCAUGCCUAUGUACCCAUGCCUAUAUAUCCACGCCUAUAUAUCCUUGCCUAUAUAUCCACGCCUAUAUAUCCUUGCCUAUAUCCAUGCCUAUAUAUGGAUGGAGUGAGAGCGGGCACAUCCGCCACGUAUACCAGAAAUCAAUGCAACUGCACAAUGCAAUCAGACGAACCAAUGGCGCCUCCACCUAGACCACCUAUUCAUGCCGUGAAUUCCUGUAUGUCUGUGCUGUGUACUUGUGCUGUGUACUUGUGCUGUGCACCUGGGCAAUACAUCUGGCUCCGCAACAUGCAGAUACGUACUGGGGAGAUCAUAAACUAGAAUUAAAACAGGGCCCCGUUCCAUGCACCCUGAGCUCACCGAUCGGGCAGUACUGCCCACAUAUCAGACCCAUCGGACAAUGUGUCUGAAUACGCCCGCGCCCAGGGCCCAUGCAAGCUCAUGGAACAUGGGCAAAUAUGCUUAUUGCAAUACCUUCAUACCAUGCCACCGUAUUAAUACCACGAACCUACAUGACACAUUUCUGUCCACGUG